Molecule: messenger RNA, 7509 nt
Organism: Branchiostoma floridae (Florida lancelet)
Lineage: Eukaryota; Metazoa; Chordata; Leptocardii; Amphioxiformes; Branchiostomatidae
Product: kinesin-like protein KIF27
Exons: 22
Coding region: 236-4681 (1481 amino acids)
Biological process (GO): microtubule-based movement; mitotic spindle organization
Molecular function (GO): ATP binding; microtubule motor activity; microtubule binding
Source: RefSeq, a predicted model, not a curated record
GAAGUCUGCAAAACUAGACUAUUGCCUAGGGCAGCUUGGGUAGUUGACAUAGUUUCAACAUGGCGGACUCGGACGACUGUUGGUUGUUUGUGCCACUGUUUUUGUUGUCGUCUGUCCCCUAACGGCAGGCGGAAUUGGUAAAAUAUACGCUUCAGAGACCAUCCGAGUACUUCAUCAGUGAAAACUGAGACUGUGACAUAAAAACUGCAGGUUGGGAUAUUCAGAAGAAUCAGACAUGCAGGGUCCAGAAGUGCCAGUACGGGUUGCAGUCAGAGUCAGACCACUUCUUCCCAGGGAGCGUCUACAUAAUCACCAGGUGUGCGUGCGUGUGAUACCAGGUGCAAACCAGCUGGUUCUUGGAAAGGACCGUGCCUUCACGUUCGACCACGUGUUGACAUCCAAAACGUCUCAAGAUGAAGCAUACAGCAAGAUUGUGGAGCCGCUCGUCCACAGCUGUUUUGAGGGAUACAAUGCCACUGUGUUUGCGUAUGGUCAGACUGGGUCUGGGAAGACUUACACCAUUGUAGGAGGUGGAAAUACAGACACCAUUACAGAGGAGGAGUAUGGUAUCAUCCCUCGUGCCAUCAAACAGAUCUUCUCCACCAUUGCGGAGAACCAUAAUGUUGACUAUACAGUGCUGGUCUCCUACAUUGAGGUGUACAUGGAAGAGUUGAGAGACCUGAUUGAGCUGGAAACAUCCAGCAAGGAUUUGCACAUUAGGGAAGACGAAAAUGGAAACACAGUCAUAAUUGGUGCCAAGGAGGAACAGUGCUGUUCUGUUGAGGAGGUGAUGGCCAUCCUGGCAUCAGGUUCUGCCUCCCGACAGACAGGCACCACACUCAUGAACGAGCACUCCAGCCGCUCCCACAGCAUCUUCACCCUCGUCAUCGAGCAGAGAUGGCGUGACGUUGACACCGCCACUUCUCUGGCUCCAGCCGAGGAUGAUUUGGACUCCACCACAAAGGACACCCGCUUUGUGUCGUCCAAGUUUCACUUUGUGGACUUGGCAGGGUCAGAGAGAGCUCAGAAAACUGGCAAUGUUGGGGACCGAUUCAAGGAGUCCAUCCACAUCAACAGCGGGCUGCUUGCCCUGGGGAACGUCAUCAGUGCUCUGGGCGACACGAAGAAGAAGAUUUCACACAUCCCGUACAGAGACUCCAAGAUCACCAGGCUGCUGAAGGACUCCCUCGGAGGAAAUGCCCAGACUGCCAUGAUCACCUGCAUCAGCCCAUCCAGCUCAGACUUUGAUGAAACAUUAAAUUCACUCAAGUAUGCCAACAGAGCGAGAAACAUCAAAAAUAAGCCAAUCGUAAACACAGACCCACAAUCCAUAGCCAUGGACGCCAUGCGGACAGAGAUCGAGGCUCUGAAGGAGGAGCUGCGGAGACAGCGUGACGCGUACAGGGACCUGACGGAGACGGAACGGGAUGCCACGCCAGAAGACUUGCGUGUCAGAAUGCUGGAGGAGCAGCUGGCCCAGUCCAAGACUGAGUGUGCUCACUACAGGCUGUGUGCUGAGGAGGCCUACAAACAGUUUGUGGAUGUGCAACAGAGUGACAUCCUGACCAAGAGCCAGGAGGCACGUAUCCAGAACUGGCUGGACCUGAUGGAUGAGGUGAAGAAUGAGGUACCCGGGGCCUUCAUCCUUGGAGGGGAGGAGGCUGACCAGGAGGCCAUGAACAAACUAAAGAAAGACCUGAAAAAGGCUCAUAAGGACCUGAAAUCUGAUGAGGAAAUCUUUGCAGAGAAGGCCAGAGAGGCCUCUCAGAUGGCGGAGAGGAUUCAGAAGCUGGAAGCAGAGAAUCAGAGUCUCCGGGAGAAACUGGCACUGACGGAAGAACGGCUUGGGGAACAGGAACAGAAGCUGAUAGAUCAGCAAGUUCUCAUAGAAAACCUACAACAACUGGAGUCUGAUCAGACAAACUCAGUGCAGAUAGAAGUGUCGGACACACCAGAUGUGUUACCCAGGAAUGGUGCUCUCCCCAGUGCACGGGCACACUCUGCUCCUGUCAGGACCAAGCUAAGGAACUUCAGCAUCGCCAGCUCCAGUCAGAUAGGGCUCAGACCUGAAUCCAGGAAGGUACAUACCAGCCCUGGUGUGUUUUCCCUGGAGAGAGUCAUCCAGAACUUCCGGGCUCGGAGCCACCUGCUCGCCAACCAGCUUGAGGACAACGACAAGGUCCAACACGAACAGUUUAGUGAUGCCAGCGAGGAACAAAACAGUGAUGAUGAAGAUGAUCCAGCAAAGGCCCUUGGGGGCACAUGGAAGGUCAAGAGAAAGGCAGCCACUGAGCUUGGUGAAGACACCAAAGUUUCCUUCAAACUGGCCCUUGCUGGAGACUUACCAGAUGAUGAUGGGGAGCCAAUCAGGAGGGAGAUAACAGACAAGCGAGAGUCUAAAGGUGUGUCUAUCUGGGUGGAUCCCCAGAGUAAGAGCCUGAAUGUGGAGGUAGAGAACCUACGAGCCAGCACACACGUGACCAGGCAGAGGAUGAAGGAGUCAGAAGUCAGGCUCCAGACUGCUAAUCAGAAGAUGCGAGAGCUGGCCUUAAAUAUCCGCAUGAAGGAGGAACUGAUCAGGGAACUGGUGAAGACAGGUAAGGAUGCCCAGGUGAUGAACCGACAGUACUCAGCUAAGGUGCAGCAGCUGGAGAAGGAUGCUGAGCAGGCCAAGAAAGAAGCCAUGGAGACACAGAAGAAACUUCAGGAGGUGGAGAACAGGGGACACCAUGAGUCAAACGAGAAGGAGAAGCUUCAGAAGGACUUCCGUAAGAAGAUGGAGACUGCCAAGUCCCGCGUGCAGGCCCUCGCCAAGAAGCAGAGAGAGAAGGAGAAGGUGGCAACCCUCCACGGACAGAAUGACAAGAGGAUCCAUGACCUGGAGCUCAGCAUCCGAGACAUGAAACAGCAACACGACAACCUGCACAAAAAACUCAAGGCUGAAGCAGAUGGCAAGACAAAACUGGAGAGAGAGCUGCAGAAAGACCAGCAAAGGAUUAAAGACCUGGAGAUUCAGAACCAGCAACAGCAGAAGAUCCUGAAGAGGAAGACGGAGGAAGUCGCUGCAGCCAAGAAACGUCUCCGACAGGGCAGUGCUGGUACUCUGGGCUUUACUGCUGACCUGGAACAACAGAAGCUGGAUGAACAGAGGCGCUGGCUGGACGAGGAGAUGGAGAAGGUUCUGGAGCGGCGGCGAGGGGUGGAGAUGUUGGAGGGAGAGCUGCAGAAACGGGAGGAGAUCCUUGCCAAGAAGGAGGCCAUGAUCACGGAGAGGAGUCAACUGGAGAUGAAGAAGCUCCGGUCUAGUCAGAUCAUCACUAAGGACCUGACGACCCUGUCCUCUCGACUGGAGGAGGUGGACAGGAAGCUGGAGGAGCGGACUGGGGCCCUGUCUACAGGAGAGACGGAUGAGAGACAGAGGGUUAAGGAGGAGGUCAGGACACUGCGGCAGGGCAGGGAUAAGAUAUCCAGACAGAGAGAUGCGCUGGACUCCAAACUGGCACAGGGAAAUGUACUGGAUCCACAGGAAGAGCGAAGGCUGAUAGAGUUAGAUGAAGCCAUCGAGGCGCUGGACGCUGCUAUCGAGUACAAGAACGACCUGAUCGCCAGCCGUCGUCAGGAACUGCGCCGCUCUGAGCUGACCCACAGUGAGGACAUGCUGCUGGGGAAACUACAUGCACUCUCCGUGUCUGAAACCAGGACUCUGCUCACCAAGUACUUUGACAAGGUGAUUUCCCUGAGGGAGGGAGAGCGCAGACUGGAGCUGCAGUAUGGGGAGAUGGAGCUGAAGGUGGAUGAACAGAACAGGGUCAUCCGAGAGAUGGAGGCCUCACUACAGCGUGCUGCAAUGGAUACAGAAAGGAAGCUUCUCAAUCAACAGAAGGAGUAUGAAAAGCAGGUGCAGUUCUUGAUGCAACAGGCAUCAGAGGGCAGUAAGGAGACAACAGAGGAGACCAUUGGCCAACUGGAGCAGAAAUGCCAGCUUCUGGAGAAGGACCUGUACUACUACAAGAAAACCAGUCGAGACCUGAAGAAGAAGAUGAGGGAGUUGGUGGCCAGGAGCGGUUCACAUGGGGAUGGAGAUGACGUGGGGAGCAGCAUCGCUAGUUCCCUGUCUGUCAGGGAGGGGGCGGUAUCAUACAGGAUGGGUAGGGAGUCGGGGCUGAGGGAAGAAGUGAGGAAUGGAGGCGCAUCGUUGUCAGUGAGAUUCCAGGAACCUGAGAGAGAAGGGGAGAGGGGACAGGGGGACACACGAGAAGACAGAAAGUCCACGUCCAGAAGAGACAGGCGGUCCCACAGUGAUGACAAGGUGCCGGGUUCUCCCAGCAGGAAGGAAGCCGUGCCUAGAAUCAAGACUCCCUCACAGACGGAAGAUGAAGACGUCUUCCGGGACGUCCCACAGAAUGGAGGGAGGGACAGCAGUGUCAUACACAAGUCACGAAUGCUCGCCGAAGAACAGAAGGACACAGUGACAUCGCUGCAGAAAAGUUCUUACACGUCAGGUGACCCAAGUGGAUCACUGCGGGAAAUGACCCCAGUAAGGAAGGCCAGACGUGACCUGAGGCAGAUCUCGCCAGCAGAAGUGUCGAUGAGAAGGUCCCAGGCAACGAAUGUCAGUCAGGCUUCGCUACCGGUGGACUCCAUAGAAGCAAGUGCUGGCAGUAAAAACCCAUGGUCUUAAUGGGAGACUGGAGCUGCGGUUUGUCUCCACCAAAUGCUGCUAUCCGUCCAUUUUGUUGGUUCUGAAAGAACCAUAAAAUGUCAAGACUGUAACUGUCAAGACUGUAACUGUAACUGUCUCAAGCAUUCUUGGUUGAACACUGUUGAAACAGUUGGACAGUGUUAGCAUGUUUCUGCUUUCUUGACAGCACUUUGGUUUGCCUUUGGUUUGCUUUGUUAAAUAUUUGCAAUUUUUGUAUUUUCUUAAGGUGAUCUGAUCUCACUUUUUCUUGGGACCAUCUUCCCACUGUGCUUUGACAAGUACCAAGUAAGCCAUAAAUCUUAAUGUCACAAAGUGUCCAAAAUGCUCUGGCUUCAGUAAUAAUUGUUGUCUUAUCAUGAUGUUCUAUUGAACAGUGUUUGUCAUAUUGGUGCGUUUUUCCACAGUGAUGUCAAAUUCAUGCUGUACUCCCUUGGACAGUGAAAACUUUGUUAGUGACAGGUCCUGUUACUGUUCUGUUACAGUUCUUUCAUAUAAAGCAUUAGGGGAAAAAUUGAGUACUGUAAUUUGAGAUGUGUGUUGUGUGCAAGGAUGUAUUGUACUGUAGUAUGUUGGAUUACAGAAUAGAGUUAUUCUUGGGCAAGAAAUACUCUGCAGAACAUACAAAUGUAUGAUUCCUCUGUGUUGUAACAAUUUUGCAUAUCUGUGUUAAUGUGUUAUGAAUUGUUCAGUUUUGUAUAUAGUUUUGUAUAUGAAGAAUGUUUUUGAAUGAUAUGAUAUAUUUGAUGGUGAUAUUUAUUGUACUUUGGUGUUUCGAACACUUUGGUGGUGGAAAAUUGCUCUUUCUGAUUAGAUGCUCCUAUGCAAUAGUAAUGAAGUGGCCUUAUGUCAGCUUCCAGAAAUAGUUCUAACUACCAGGGUAGUAAUUAAAGAAGAUUUUCAGAAUCGCUACCACUUUAGUGCCACAUUUUAAAUAUAUUGUAAACACAUAUCUUGAAGUAUUCCCUCCAGCAAAUAAAUGCACCUUUCUGGUGACUGUGUUGACGUGAUUUGCUCUACUGUGGUAGUCUUGAUUUACCGGUACACGUAAUCUGUAAAAUGUAGUUGCAGAAACAGAAUGUGUCAUACACAAACAGAGAAUUAAUCUACCUGAUCUUCCAGGGGACAUUGUAGACUCAUUGUACAAAAUCUUCCUUUUCAAAGUUGUUGUUUUCCACUAUUCUACAACGAAGUAAAAAAACAAACACAUUAAACUGAUUUCAGAAUAGGUAUUUGGUCCUGUCAAGAAUGGCAUGAUGGAAAUCAACCUUGUUUAAUGGGCAUCAUUUGUGAAAGUGAUUGAGCUGCCUAUAUUAUUGUUUCAUGUGCUGUAAUAAUACAUGCACUGCACUGAAAAUAUGAUGGUUGUUCCUCUAACGCCAUACCACUGAAGUAAACAUGAUCUUGCAGCUAUUACUGAUACUUGGAGGAAGGUUGCAAAAUGACAGAAAUUUGUCAAAUUGAUGGUCAUUUCUGCCACUUUCUUUGAGGUUGCCAUUAGCGGUACUGAUUAGGCUAUGAUAAGGUAUGUUACAAUUUAUGUAUCCAGACCAAGGACAUUGUAGUGGUCCUUGAUAAAUGUCAUCAAACCUAGCUGUGUUCACUGUGUGCGCCUGCAUACAUCAUAUCCUUUACAAAUGAGUAAGGUAUGAAUGUAUGUGAACAUCAUUCAUUUUGGUGGCCUUUUACCUGGGUGUUUAUAUCUGGCAUGGGGUUGUCUGGGAAGCUUGUCUAUCACAGAAAACUGUUCUGUCUUAUUUUACAACCUUUGUCAUAAUUGCAAGAAAUAUUUUGCCCUUUUUUUUACUUGCGCUCAAAUUGAUAUUGGAUUGUAUAGAUGAUGUCAUUCCAAAAAUCUCAUCAUCCCAAAAUUAAUGAAUCUUGCACCCUUAAAGCUGCCGUACAAGAAUGACAUCUAGCAUAUAAAGGAUGAACUGCAGCUCCCAAAAUGUAUCUUCAGUACAAGAGCAGUCUUUGGGGGACCGUCUUUGGGACAGGGUGCUCUACCAAACUGGCCUCUAGCCCUUCCACCUCAUUUAAAACUUUCAAUGAGCACCAAAAGUGACUUUGACAUAGAUCACAAUCAUUGUAUUCAAGUUGACAAUAUACAAUAGUAUUUUAAUACCAGUAGAUUUCUUAACAUGUACUGUAUGCAGAAGUGACACCUGGCAAGUUUCAAACAAGUUGCAGUAAAUACUAGUCUAGGCAAUACAGUACCAUUUCUGCACAAACUUUGUACCUUUGCUCAACAAUGUCGGUGAUGCAACCAAAAGUUUGAUGUGCAAGGAAAUUUCUUUAGUUGCUUGCAUGGAUCUCUACUUCCAGCAUCCUGAAGAAAAAUACCAUACCAAUUGUACACAUUUAUUGAAAUGCACCUACAGAACAACCUCAUAAUUGCAAUCAAAACUGAGAUCAUUCUGUUUCAUACUUCAAUUUCUUACCACUUUGACCUUUAGAGAUGUCAAAAUCCAUUAUCUAUUACACAUUGUUUUUAAGAGCUUGAGUCAUGGUGAUUUAAGAAUUCUGAGAAUUCUAUGCUAAUUGAUUGAGAUCACUCCACUGAGAGUUAAAAAAUGCUCAUAACAAUGAAUACAUAGUACUUUUUUCAUUGCAUGCAUGCUGUUUGUGUGAUUUCUGUUGACCAUCACAGUCACAGUAAAGAAGUAAUAGAACAUUUUAAAUAAAAAGUACAUAAUGGGUCAAUGACAGUAACUGUUUGUGACUGUCUCAGUAGGCAAAAACUCGGGCAGGUUUUCAGCAAAACAAAUUUCAUUGACUGGAGAAAAUCAAUAAAAUACUCAGUCUCCACU